Messenger RNA from Closterium sp. NIES-65, 2733 nucleotides. NCBI's taxonomy places the organism in Eukaryota, Viridiplantae, Streptophyta, Zygnematophyceae, Desmidiales, Closteriaceae. The record is from the annotation of a GenBank genome assembly.
AUGGUGUACUGGGCUCUGCUCACCGACCUCAUCGCCGCUAUCUCAUCCACCGUCACCGACGCGUCGUUUUUCCCCCGAGUCUUCCUCAAGCUGCUCAAGGCCGGAUGGACCUGCUGCACCUCCCCGUGCCGCCUCUAUGCCAAGGCAUGCAAGGCGUCAGCUUACCCCCUCCCUUCAAUGCCCAACAGCAGUAGCAGUGGCGGAUGGUUUGGCGACCAUACAAACGAAUCGGUCAGAUCUCAUCAUGCAUCCUGCAGUGGCGCCCAUCUUGGUGGUCCUCCAUCUGAUGCUGCUGCAGAUGCUGCCGCGAACAGCAGCAUCGCAGAUCCUCCGGCUUCUGAAGGCGUCGAUUGGCUGGUGGAGUCGCAGGCCCGAAUGGGACCGGAAGGCUGUCUGCAGACCGACAUCCCGCUGUCGCAAGGCGAGCAGCAGGAGCAGAAGAGGCGGCAGCAGCUGCGAUGGCGGAAACGGCUGACCGCGACGUUCCGCAGCCGCUACACCAAAUCGGCUUCUGCUGUCGAGACGUCCCGGAAUGCGACUGCGGGUGCAGGCGUCGGUCGGAAAGGAAGCGCUGUCAACGGAAAGGGUAUGGACGCCGCGGAUGGAGUAGCGUCGCCGUGCUCGCCUGACGCCGUCACUCCCAUCGUGCUGGUUCAUGGAAUCUUCGGGUUCGGCCACGGGAAGUUCGGCGGCAUAUCGUACUUCGGCGGCGCGGAGUACCGGCACGACAAGGUGCUGGUGCCGGACCUGGGAUCGCUCACGAGCAUUCACGACCGAGCCAGGGACCUCUUUUACUACCUCAAGGGCGGCACCGUCGACUAUGGCGUCGAGCACAGCGCCGCUUGUGGCCACGACCGCUUCGGCAAGACAUACGCGCAAGGCAAGCACCCGCUGUGGGACGCGCAGCACCCGAUACACCUGGUGGCGCACUCGUCCGGCGUGCAGGCCGCCAGGAUGCUACAGCACAUGCUCCAUAACAAGGAGUUCGAGGGGUACGACGACACGAGUGCGGACUGGGUGGCAUCCAUCACAUCGCUGUCCGGUGCGCUAAACGGCACCACGCGCGUCUACAUCGAUGGCCUCUCCGUGCGCGACGGCGUGACGAUGCGCCCCAUGUGCCUGCUGCAGGUGCUGCGCAUCGGCUCCAUCAUAUUCGAGUGGCUCGACAUCGCCCCGCUUAAAGCCUUCUACUCCUUUGGCUUCGACCACUUCCCGCUCUCCUGGCGCCGCGUGGGCCUCUGGGGGCUCGUGAAGGCGCUGGCGGGGAAGACAGGGCCGUUCGCGUCGGGCGACUGGAUGCUGCCAGACCUGAGUCUGCACCACAGCAUGGAGCUUAACAAGAAGCUGCAGACGCACCCCAACACCUACUACUUCAGCUAUGCGACAGUGAAGACACGCAAUCUGAUGGGAUGGGUGGUGCCCGCGGCUCUCUCCAUCCACCCCAUCUUCACCCUCCGCUCGCUGCAGCUGUGCCUAUGGCGCCUCCCCAAACACGCACCUAAACCCUACCCUACCUACCGCGACAAGGACUGGUGGCACAACGACGGUGCGCUCAACACCAUCUCCAUGCUCUACCCGCGCUUCCCCACGCCACAGCCGCACUCGCCCCUCCCCCGCAUGCAGCCCUCGCAGGGCACCCCACCAUACAAGCCAGGCAUCUGGUACUUCUCCCUCCUGGAGGCAGAUCACAUCCUGUUCAUCAUCAGCCGGCAGCGUGCGGGCGUGCGCUUUGACGUGCUCUACGACUCCAUCUUCCACCGCUGCCGCACCGACCUCACUGCCCUAUCCAUCAUCGCCUCUGCUGACGCCAAUGCCGCCCCCUCCGGCUCGCUUACUGCUCAGACUGCUGCUGCUGUUGCUGCUGCAGAUGGAGGAUGGCUGGGGGCUGAGCAGGGUCAGGUGUCGGGGGAGGGAGAGGAGGUGCAGGAGGGAGUGGGGUUGGCAUUGAGUGAAGUGGGGGCAAAGGUGAACAGUGGUGCUGGGACCACCACGUCUCGUUCAUAUCGCCUUGUCACUUCCUCCUCCACGCCCUCCUUUUUGCCCUCCAAUGUUGCUUCGCCACGUGGCAAGUGCGAGAAGGCUGGAGGUGCAGUUUCAGGGGCAGGGCUUGGCUUAGAUGGUGGCAGGGCAGGGGGUAAGUGCAGAGAGAUCAGUGAAAACGGGGUGGUGGAUGGGGAGGAGGGCAGCACAGAGAGUGUGCUUGAGUGGGCUCCCCAGUACAAGUGGGCUGUUGGUGAGAAUGAAGUGGAGGAAGUGGAGGAGGGGAAAGAGAUGGGGUACUACCAGUACCAGGAGCAGGAGGCGCAGGGUGCGAGGGUAGACGGGUGCCAUGAGUGCGACAGGCAGCAGAAGGCACUGGCAGCAGUGGUGGAUCUAUUUGGUGCGCCGCUCACCAAUGUGUGCGUGUGCAGCUUGAGGAAUGGCCGUGGCGGCAGUGGGAGCAGGAGUGGCAGCGGGAUGCGAAGCAGCAUGAGCCUGGACUUUCUUGGGGACAUGUGGUCGUGGAAUGGAGGGAAGGACGUGAGCAGCGGUCGCACCAGAAAGGGAAAGGAAAACACGGCCAGAAUAAGAAAGGUUAGCUGGUGGGGAGGAACAGGCCUUCAGAAGCACAAGCAAGAAUUGCUGUCCUUGGAAGGGGAGGAGCAGGAUGGUGGGAGCACUGCUGUUCACUGCGGUGCUGGGGGUGUGACGGCUCUUGACUGGGGCUGUAUGCCACCUCAGCACAUUGAGUAG